Messenger RNA from Saprolegnia parasitica CBS 223.65, 289 nucleotides. RefSeq lists its product as hypothetical. The coding region runs from base 1 to 171 and encodes 56 amino acids. NCBI's taxonomy places the organism in Eukaryota, Oomycota, Saprolegniomycetes, Saprolegniales, Saprolegniaceae. Gene Ontology annotation, cellular component: ribosome. The transcript has 2 exons. The record is from RefSeq and is a predicted model, not a curated record. Gene Ontology annotation, molecular function: structural constituent of ribosome. Gene Ontology annotation, biological process: translation.
AUGGACGACAUGGCUAUUGAACCCACCCUUGCCGCUUUGGCCAAGAAGACGAACUGCGAAAAGCAGAUCUGCCGUGUGUGCUACGCGCGCCUCCCGCCGCGUGCCACCAACUGCCGCAAGAAGAAGUGCGGGCACUCGAACCAGCUCCGCAUCAAGAAGAAGAUCAAGUAAAUGAGUUCGCCCCAUUCACUCGACGCUUGCGGCGUCUUGCGCUACAAGACGAUCUCUCGUUGCUGUCGGUACGAUCGCGCGCCGCGCGUAAUAUACGACACUGAUCUUUUCCCUCGCC